GAGUUAUUACAAAACUCACACCUGUCAACACUGAUUGGUACUUGUCAUUUGUCAAAUCGCUUGAGUAUUUGAAUCUUAACGUUUUUCAAAUAUUUUUGUUUUCAAUACAUACAAAUCUAACAUUGUGUUCAUAUUCUCUUGGAUAUAAAUAAAAUAAUCUCGAAUUUCUUUAGGAUAACUCAUAAUGACAAAUACAAAACAGUUGAAAAUUACUAAAUUAUUUCGUAAGGGAGUGUCGAGGGUUCCAGAGGACGUUGACGACCUUCAAGAAGAGAUAGAACAACUGGAGCAAAGGCUAAAGGAGAGGCAGGAUGAGUUGUUUCAGAUGCAACGCGCCAAUCUUAGACGCAAAAUAUCUCCCAUUAAAAAAAGAGCAGAACCAUUUGUUAGGCCCCAGAAAAUUGUCUUAACCAACGCAAUAGAGGGUUUGAAGAAUAACUUGGAGUUAACUUCAAUGCUCACUGGUGUGGAGGUGCAGUCGUAUGAGGUAGGGGAGCACUGCUGUGUGCUGUUCCACAUGCAGCAUGACUCUCCGCAUGAGCUCAAACAUGGACUGCGGAUUGAAAUGCAGAGGGGUGCCAAUAUUGUAUCCAAGUCAUCUCUGCCCCUGGGCUUUAAUCUCAGUGGUGUGAUGGAAGACUAUGAUAACAUCAUGUUGCCAGAGUGUCUUGGCUCCAUUCGGAAGGCGCUGGUCGCGUACUAUGACAGGUUGCAGCAGUUUGAGGCUUUGAAGAAAAUGUUGAACAUUGAUGCACAGUUGUUCAAGAUUUUGGACGGCUCGCACAUUGAAAUAACAUUUGCAGUCCAAAGUAAUAUGGAGCAAGAGGAGGAUCAGAUCAACCUUGUGCUACUAUUGGAUUACAAAGUGUAUGAUAUCAGGCCCAAGCAGUUUGCUUUCAAAGAUAUUGAUCUUCCUGAGAGCGCAAUAUUAGCACUAAAGGAACAAUGCACAGUGUUUAAAAGGAAACCAUUACGCAAAGCAUUCAAAGAAGCAUUCCUCUCUGAUGUUGGUCCAUACAAACUAGUGCAACAAGUUGGUGCUGAUCCAGAGCAGAGACAACAACCGCGCCGACUUAAGCGUUUUAGAGGGAACAACUAUAAUUACAAUAAUGACGAUACGUUCCGGCCAGACGAUUGCUCUGGCGACAGCGACGACGGUGACAACUGACAGUCGACCACUAUUAAUGUGAGAGGAAGACAUUCACGAUUGAGGGUUCACUUUAGAGAUGGUUAUUCUGAUUUCAACAUAACACUGCCUACAUUUUGUUAGUUUAGGCUCCGAUACCCAUUACAAAAUUAGCCAGCAAUGAUGCGGCAAACUGUUUGUGUUAUAAUUUUUAUCACUAUUUUUCUUUUUAAUUGCUCACUUAAAAAUUAUUGGCAGUUUUGUUGUGGAUUUGGAUGUCAGUUCCAGCUGGUCAUAUCAAGCACAGGAAUUAAAUGGGUAAUGUAAAUAAAAUCACUUACUGUAUUAUUAAACUUUAUUUAAAAUAAAAUAAAAAAAAAGGAAUUUA
Manduca sexta (tobacco hornworm) is the source of this 1514-nucleotide messenger RNA. RefSeq lists its product as uncharacterized. The record is from RefSeq and is a predicted model, not a curated record. The transcript has 7 exons. Lineage: Eukaryota; Metazoa; Arthropoda; Insecta; Lepidoptera; Sphingidae. The coding region runs from base 185 to 1168 and encodes 327 amino acids.